AUGCCUCUUCUUAUCGAAACACCGACCUUAGCCCGCACUGAUGGUUCUGCCCAGAUCCCCCUCUUGGAAAAGCCAAUCGGCGAGUGUUUCCGGAGAGUGGUAAGCGCAUCCCAUGACCGGAUGGCCAUACAUAGCGGCACCCGUCACAUCACGUACGGAGAGUUGCACGCGCAGAGCGAUGCCUUUGCUCUGGGACUGAUCGAGCUCGGCAUUCGGGCUGGGGAUCGGGUGGCCCUCAGUCUGGGCAAUGGGAUCGAGUACGCCGUGAUUGCCUACGCCUGCUUCAAAUUGGGGGCCAUUUUGACCCCCCUCAACCCUGGCUACCUGCCUGGGCAGGUUAUCCAUGCUUUGAACCACAUCACCGCGCGCUGCUUCAUCACCAGCACCGAGAUCAAGUUACCGCACAAAGACCCGCGUCUGACUAGCGAGCUCCUGCAGGAGAUCGCGACCAGUUCCGAUCCCGACACCCUCUCCAUCACUGUCCCUUCUCUGCAGCACCUGCUCAUCAUUGACAACUCCGCAGGUCGGGUCGAUGUCACCACACUCCCCGUCACCGCUGACUAUGAGGCCCUGAUCCUCGCGCACGGCAGCCAACGACUGCCACCGCAGGACCAACUGGGCGUCGAGGACUUGGCCAAUCUGCAGUUCACGUCCGGUACAACCUCCGCCCCGAAGGCCGUAUGCCUGACGCAUCGCAACAUUUUGAACAACGCCUACCUGGUGGGCCAAGGCAUGGAUCUGACUGCGGGAGAUGUCGUCUGCUGUCCCCCGCCGCUGCACCACUGCUUCGGCCUGGUGCUUGGCCUCCUGACUGCCAUGGUUCACCGGGCGACUCUCCUGCUGCCAUCCCCCAGCUUCGAUGCGUGCGCCACGCUCCAGAGCAUUGCUCAGCAUAAUGCCACCGUGUUGUACGGUGUCCCGACGAUGUUUCUCAUGGAACUCGACCUGAUGUCACAAAGAGUCUUCCAAAAGUCGGCCCUUCGACACCUCCGCACGGGCAUCAUUGGUGGCAGCCCCAUCGCCCCUAGCCUGCGCCUUCGACUCCACCAACACAUGAAUCUUUCCGGUUUAACCAACUGCUACGGCCUCACUGAAGCCUCGCCCAUUGUGUGCAUGACGAGGGUCCUGGACUGUCUCGACAAACGUCUCACGUCCGUGGGCCAGGUGCUGCCGCACACGGCGAUCCGCAUUGCUGACCGCAACACCCCCACGCGCACACUCCCCCGCGGUGACCACCAGCGCGGGGAACUGCAGAUCAGCGGCUACGCGGUGAUGGCCGGAUACUGGAAUGCGCCAGAGGAGACGGCACGGACCCUGUUGGUGGAUGAGGAGGAAGUUGAUCCGCAGACGCAGCAGAAACGAAUCUGGCUGCGCACGGGGGACGAGGCGACCAUGGGGGUGGACGGCACGAUCCGCAUCACCGGGCGCAUCAAGGACAUCAUCAUCCGCGGCGGAGAAAACAUCUACCCUGGCGAGAUUGAGGAUGCCUUGCUGACCCAUCCGCAGGUCGCCAAUGUCGGUGUCGUUGGGCUGGCGGAUGCCAUGUAUGGGGAGGUGCCAGCCGCGUUUGUAGUGUUGCGCGUUGAGACGCCGCCGGAAGAGUUGCGGGCGUGGGUGCGCCAGAAAUGUCCUGCGGCCAUGGUGCCAAAACAUGUGUUUGCAGUAGACCGGUUGCCUUUGACGGCGAGUGGGAAGUUAGAGAAGUAUAAAUUACGCGAGAUGGGAGAACGGUGGCUGCAGUAG
Molecule: messenger RNA, 1743 nt
Organism: Aspergillus tubingensis
Lineage: Eukaryota; Fungi; Ascomycota; Eurotiomycetes; Eurotiales; Aspergillaceae
Product: acetyl-CoA synthetase-like protein
Exons: 4
Coding region: 1-1743 (580 amino acids)
Biological process (GO): fatty acid metabolic process
Molecular function (GO): medium-chain fatty acid-CoA ligase activity
Source: RefSeq, a predicted model, not a curated record